AUGCCACCGGACCAUGGUCGCCUCUAUUUCCUCCUCAUCGUCCUCAUCCUCACCGUGACCGUAAAAUUUCUGGCGACAUCCACCGCCGUUGAGCUCCCAAAGUUUCGAGAAGCACCUGCAUUUCGGAAUGGACGAGGAUGUCCCCGGACCGCGUGGUCCUCACUGGACCAGCACUCCCACUACAAUCCCUCCAUCAUCCACAUCGCCAUGACCUUGGACACCACCUACCUCCGCGGCUCCAUCGCCGGCGUCUUCUCCGUCCUCCAGCACGCCACGUGCCCCGAGAACAUCGUCUUCCACUUCAUCGCCGCCUCGCACCACAAUCGCCGAUCCUCCGACCUCCUCCGCCACAUCAUCACCUCCACCUUCCCCUACCUCACCUUCCACCUCUAUCACUUCGACUCCAACCUGGUGAAGGGCAAGAUCUCCUACUCCGUACGGCGCGCCCUCGACCAGCCCCUGAACUACGCGCGAAUCUACCUCGCCGAUCUUUUACCGUCGGGCGUCCGCCGCAUCAUCUACUUCGACUCCGAUUUGAUCGUCGUCGAUGACGUGGCGAAGCUGUGGAGCAUAAACCUAGGGAGGCGCGUGCUCGGCGCACCGGAGUAUUGCCACGCCAACUUCACCAACUACUUUACCCCGAAAUUCUGGUCAAACGCGGCAUUCGCGGCGUCGUUUAAGGGUCGGAGGGCGUGCUAUUUCAACACGGGGGUGAUGGUGAUCGAUCUGUGGAAAUGGAGGGAGGGAAAGUACACGGAGAAGCUGGAGCACUGGAUGAGGGUGCAGAAACGGUGUCGUAUAUACGAGCUGGGGUCUCUGCCUCCGUUUCUGUUGGUUUUCGCGGGUGACGUGGAGGGAGUGGAGCACAGGUGGAACCAGCACGGGCUUGGCGGUGACAACCUGGAGGGGCUGUGUAGGGACCUCCACCCUGGACCCGUGAGCCUGCUGCAUUGGAGCGGGAAGGGGAAGCCGUGGUUGAGACUGGACUCGAAGCGGCCGUGUCCGUUGGAUAGCUUGUGGGCCCCCUAUGAUCUGUACCGUCAUUCGUCGUUGUUCUCUGAUAGCUGA
Molecule: messenger RNA, 1068 nt
Organism: Prunus armeniaca (apricot)
Lineage: Eukaryota; Viridiplantae; Streptophyta; Magnoliopsida; Rosales; Rosaceae
Source: the annotation of a GenBank genome assembly